CGCGGCACGUGACGGUCGGGCAGCCUCCGCUGCUGUCUCCACUGCAGCGCGGGGCCGGGCGUGCGGGCGGGUGGAGGCGCGGGCCGCGCACGACUCGAGAUCAUGGAAGGGAAAUGGCUGCUGUGUAUGUUACUGGUCCUUGGAACUACUAUUGUUCAGGCUCAUGAAGGACAUGAUGAUGAUAUGAUUGAUAUUGAGGACGACCUCGAUGAUGUUAUUGAAGAGGUAGAAGACUCCAAAUCAAAACCAGAUACCAGCGCUCCUACAUCUCCAAAGGUCACCUAUAAAGCUCCAGUUCCAACAGGGGAAGUGUAUUUUGCUGAUUCCUUUGACAGAGGAACUCUGUCAGGGUGGAUUUUAUCAAAAGCCAAGAAGGAUGACACUGAUGAUGAAAUUGCCAAAUAUGACGGAAAGUGGGAGGUAGAUGAAAUGAAGGAAACAAAGCUCCCAGGUGAUAAAGGGCUUGUGUUGAUGUCUCGGGCCAAGCAUCAUGCCAUCUCUGCAAAACUCAACAAGCCCUUCCUGUUUGAUACCAAGCCUCUCAUUGUUCAGUAUGAGGUUAAUUUCCAAAAUGGAAUAGAAUGUGGUGGUGCCUAUGUGAAACUGCUUUCCAAAACCCCCGAACUCAACCUGGAUCAGUUCCACGACAAGACCCCUUAUACGAUUAUGUUUGGUCCAGAUAAAUGUGGAGAAGACUAUAAACUGCACUUCAUCUUCCGCCACAAAAACCCCAAAACAGGCGUAUAUGAAGAAAAGCAUGCUAAGAGGCCAGAUGCAGAUCUGAAGACCUAUUUUACUGACAAGAAAACACAUCUUUAUACAUUAAUCUUGAAUCCAGAUAAUAGUUUUGAAAUACUAGUGGACCAAUCUAUUGUGAAUAGUGGAAAUUUACUAAAUGACAUGACUCCUCCUGUAAAUCCUUCACGUGAAAUUGAGGACCCAGAAGACCAGAAGCCUGAAGAUUGGGAUGAAAGACCAAAAAUACCAGAUCCUGAUGCUGUCAAACCAGAUGACUGGGAUGAAGAUGCCCCUGCUAAGAUUCCAGAUGAAGAAGCUACGAAGCCUGAUGGCUGGUUAGAUGAUGAACCCGAAUAUGUACCUGAUCCAGAUGCAGAGAAGCCAGAGGAUUGGGAUGAAGAUAUGGAUGGAGAAUGGGAGGCUCCUCAGAUCGCCAACCCUAAGUGUGAGUCGGCCCCUGGGUGUGGUGUCUGGCAGCGACCUAUGAUUGACAACCCUAAUUAUAAGGGCAAAUGGAAGCCUCCCAUGAUUGACAAUCCUAACUACCAGGGAAUCUGGAAACCCCGGAAGAUACCAAAUCCGGAUUUCUUUGAAGAUCUGGAACCUUUCAAAAUGACUCCUUUUAGCGCUAUUGGUUUGGAACUGUGGUCUAUGACCUCAGACAUUUUUUUUGACAACUUUAUUGUUUGUGGGGAUCGAAGAGUAGUUGAUGAUUGGGCCAAUGAUGGAUGGGGUCUGAAGAAAGCAGCUGAUGGGGCUGCCGAGCCAGGUGUGGUGGGGCAGAUGAUUGAGGCAGCUGAGGAGCGCCCGUGGCUCUGGGUGGUCUACGUUUUGACCGUAGCUCUGCCCGUGUUUCUUGUUAUCCUCUUCUGCUGCUCUGGAAAGAAACAGUCAAGUCCUGUGGAGUAUAAGAAGACAGACGCUCCUCAGCCAGAUGUGAAGGAGGAGGAAGAAGAAAAGGAAGAGGAAAAGGACAAGGGCGAUGAGGAGGAGGAGGGCGAAGAAAAACUUGAAGAGAAGCAAAAAAGUGAUGCUGAAGAAGAUGGCGGCACUGCCAGUCAAGAGGAGGACGAUAGGAAACCUAAGGCAGAGGAGGAUGAAAUUUUGAACAGAUCACCAAGAAACAGAAAGCCACGAAGAGAGUGAAACAAUUUUAAGAACUUGAUCUGUGAUUUCCUCUCCCUCCUCCCCUUCCCCUGCAAGCAUGGUCCUGGGAGAGGACCUGGCACACCUUAGGUUGAACUCAGAAAACCUCCAGACAUCACCAUCAACAGGUUCCAGUCGAACACUAGCCCGUGUAAUUUUAAACAUCUAAGCAGUAAAUAAUUGCUGUUGUGAAAUAAAGGACCCUGUUUCUGUAGAAAGAAGGCAUAUAACAUUAAUAGUUGUGAAAUGUAACAUGAAGCAACUAACUUGUAUUUUUUGUUUUGUUUUGUUUUUAAACAUCUUUGUUUUUUAAAAUAGAGUGAUAGAACUUUGCCAGUCUUUAAAAUCUUGGCUUAAUUUAAUAUAUUAAUCUGUCCAUGCAGAAAUAACACCAACCUUUAGAAAUGUUUGGGGGAUGAAUUGCAGUUUCUAUAACCAAAUUUUUAAGUUUGGUAUUAUGAAACAUUCAAGUGUUCUCUGUCCCUUAAAAUUGAUAAUCAUUGUUUAAAGUGCAGUCAUUUGUGGUUAUAGUCUUGUUUUGCUUGCUUCCAUCACCCAGUUCCUCCUAAGAAAACUGAGGAGAUGGACUGGAUGGAAGCCCAAAUUAUAAAAGGUUCUGUUUCAGUUAUAUUAAAAAUAGAUAUACAGAAAGAAGAAACUUUUCCUCUUGGUGUUGGUUAGACCAUACAGUGCGUGUGUUCUGUUGCCCUUGGUAGCAGCUCUGUUCCCAGACGGCUCUGCAGUCCGUUGAGGAGGUGGUAUGAUGUGGCAUUCGGGCAGUCAUGCUUCCACAACUGGGAGUGUCUGGGCUCCAGCCUUCCGGAGCAGGUGGCUGUUUGAGGAAUGCUCCCAGGGCAUGGGAGCUCCCAAGCAGACGCAGAUGUUUUCAUCACUUCCUCCACUGUGUUGACACUGUCUCCUUCCCAGUUGUCCCAGAUCCCCAGCUUUCUCCUCUGCUAUGCAUUUUCUUCACAGCGCAGCUUGCAGUCCGUCACUGAAAAUGAUUAUAAGCUCCGCAUAGUGUUAAGCUUUAUUGUGAUUAAGUGUAUGUUUCUUCCUUCUUUAAGCAGACCCACACCUUUCCAGGGUCAAAGUACAGGAUAAGAUACUGUCUUUCAUUUUUAUCCAUUUCUUUUGCUCUGUGUCAAGACUUGAAAAGUCUCAGCCAGAGGUGAGCCAAUUCAGAAUCUGUAAUUGAACACAGGCUUAAAGUAUUUAUGGGAGGAGUGGCAUAACAGCAUGAAUUCUGAAUUUUUUUUUUUUUUUAGCUGCUAAACUUUUUAAGUCUUCAUUUGCAGUUCAUGUAACAUUUGUGUCUUAAAUUACAUGAUAAAGCAGUCCUGUUAAAAAAUUCUGGGGGGGUAUGUGGCUUGUAGAAUUCUUUUAAGAUGUGAUCUUAGAUUUUUUUUUUCAUGUGGAAU
Messenger RNA from Canis lupus familiaris (dog), 3305 nucleotides. RefSeq names its product calnexin (gene CANX). Gene Ontology annotation, cellular component: endoplasmic reticulum membrane; endoplasmic reticulum. Gene Ontology annotation, molecular function: calcium ion binding. The record is from RefSeq and is marked provisional. NCBI's taxonomy places the organism in Eukaryota, Metazoa, Chordata, Mammalia, Carnivora, Canidae. Gene Ontology annotation, biological process: protein folding.